AUGGCAAAUGCAGUUAAACUAGUGUUUCCAAAUGCAUGUCAUCGAUUGUGCACUUGGCAUAUUGCCAAGAAUGCCGGCAAGAGAAUUGGCAGUUAUCUUGGAAAUCCUGAGUUCAAGAAACAGUUUAAUCAUUGUUUACAUGGGUGCACUACUGAAAUUGAAUUUCAAGUUUCAUGGGAUGACCUGAUUAGUAGAUAUAAUGUUGGAGAUAAUACUUGGCUCACAAAGUUGUAUUCACUUAAAGAGAAGUGGUGCCCAGCAUUUAGUAGGGACAUUUUUUCAGCAAAGAUUAGAUCAACUCAAAGGAGUGAAAGUACAAACAAUGUGUUCCAUCAAAUCUCUACAAACAUAAUGGAGCUCAUUGAAUUUGUUCAUCACUAUGAGAAAAAGAUAGAAGAGAUGCGUUUAGCAGAGUUGGAAGAUGACUACCGUUGCAAAAAUGGUGCACCGCGUCCAAAAGUAUGGAGUAAAAUGUUAAGAAGUGCAGCCAAGGUGUUUGAUACUAAUAAUAUCACUAGUUUACCCACUCAGUAUGUAUUGAAGAGGUGGACUAAAGAAGCAAAGAAAGGGAUUGUGGUGAGCAAUGAUACAGGUGGAGGAACAAGUGAGAAUUCAAAGUCUGCUAGAGUGUUGCGCCUUAGCGAAUUGAUGCAUGAAGGAAAUAAUGUGUAUGACAUAGCCUCACUAACUAGUUCAGGUACUAAAAUUGUCAAGGAUCUGUUAACAGAGGCAAUGAAGCGCCUUGAAAAAGACAAGGACACCCUGCACGUUUCAUUGAUGCAGUACAAAAAGGAGCAUUCUGUGAGAAUUGAAGACAUGUUUGGAACUAAUUUUGAUUGA
Rosa chinensis is the source of this 840-nucleotide messenger RNA. Its product is annotated as protein FAR1-RELATED SEQUENCE 5-like. Gene Ontology annotation, biological process: regulation of DNA-templated transcription. The transcript has 3 exons. The record is from RefSeq and is a predicted model, not a curated record. The coding region runs from base 1 to 840 and encodes 279 amino acids. NCBI's taxonomy places the organism in Eukaryota, Viridiplantae, Streptophyta, Magnoliopsida, Rosales, Rosaceae.